UCUGGGUAAUUCAUUACUAGAAAGACGCGUCUGGCGCUCUGGAAGGUCGGCGGACUUUAAUGAAGUCAGUCAUGAGUGUCUAAUCAAAACAAUGAGGACUUUUAAUUGAGAGGAAUACAUUAACGGAUGCAAUUACAAGGUGAUUAACCUGUUUCGGGAUAUAGAGAUAUGGAGGAGUCCAGUGACUUGUAUGAUGUGCAUGAGGCACGUGACCUCCCUUCCUGGGAGCACCACCAGCCUCAGUGUUUGGAAGAUGUGGAAAAAGUGGAGUGCCUCAGGAGGAAGAUCAAAUACUACUUCAUGAACCCCUGUGAGAAAUACCACGCUCGUGGACGUAAACCAUGGAAACUCAUACUGCAGAUCAUCAAAAUUGCCAUAAUUACCAUCCAGCUGGUUUUAUUUGGGCUGAGCAACCAGAUGGUUGUCACAUUCAAGGAGGAAAAUCUGAUGACGUUCAAACACCUGUUUUUGAAAAAUUAUGCAGACGGUGGCAUGGAUACAUACACUGUUUACAGACAGACAGAUGUUUAUGAUCACAUUGAAUACGUCAUUCAACAGUAUGGAUGUCUGCACAACAUCACAGUGGGCAAUCAUGAAUAUGAAACAAAGGACAAUCUCUACACCCCGCUGUUACUGUGUCAGGAGUUCUACAGGAGUGGGAACAUCUACCCUUCAAAUGAGACCUUUGAAAUUGAUGCUCAUGUGGACACCAACUGCCUCAAAGUUUAUCCGGCGUAUCCCCAGCCGCUACGUGAAACACUUCCCCACUUUAAAUUGGAUUUUAUAAGGUUAAUAUCUGUCAAGAUAACAUUCGUUCUCAAGGCAAUCAAUUUGCAGACAGUGAGACAUCGAGAGCUGCCAGACUGCUACGACUUCACUCUUAUCAUCACUUUCAACAACCAAGCUCACAGCGGCAGGAUAAAGGUUGACCUGGAAAAUGAUGUAGACAUCAAUGAAUGCAGGGAAUGGAAGGUAUCUGGAGCAUAUGGCAGAAGCAUAUACCUGACUGUGCUGUUUGACUGCCUCAUCAUUAUAACGUGCAUCAUCUCCUCCAUCCUGUGCAUGCGCUCAGUGAUCACUGGGCUUCAGCUGCAGCUUGAGUACAGCUUCUACUGCAGAAAAUACUGCGGCAGAGAGCUGUCAUUGUCUGACAAGUUGGAGUUUGUGAGUGGUUGGUGUAUCCUGAUUAUUGUCAGUGACACACUGACCAUCAUUGGUUCUAUUCUCAAGAUAGCGAUCGAAGCAAAGGUCCUCACAAGCUAUGAUGUGUGCAGCAUCUUCCUGGGCACAGGCACCAUGUUUGUCUGGAUUGGGGUCAUCCGUUACAUGGGAUACUUCCACAAGUAUAAUAUUCUCAUCCUGACACUCAGGGCAGCACUCCCAAAUGUUAUCCGUUUCAUCUGCUGCGCGGGGAUAAUCUACCUGAGUUACUGUUUUUGUGGCUGGAUUGUCCUAGGCCCGUAUCAUGAGAAGUUCCGGACGUUGAACACCGUGUCAGAGUGUCUGUUCUCACUGAUCAACGGAGAUGACAUGUUUCCCACUUUUAAGAACAUGAAGCAGAAGAACAGCCUGGUGUGGAUGUUCAGCAGGAUCUACCUCUAUACCUUUGUGUUGCUCUUUAUCUACAUGAUCCUCAGUCUUUUCAUCACACUGAUCACUGACACAUAUGACACCAUCAAGCAACAGCAGCAGAGUAGAACCCCAACAUCAGAGCUGCAAAAAUUCCUGUCACAGUGUAAAGAUCUGCCAAACUCUGGGGCGUACAGGCUUGACAGGAACAACAGCUGCUUCCUUAACUGCUUCAUCAACAGAUGCAGGAAGCAUCACGAUCAAGAGAGGUUGACUUCAGAGGCAUAAUGUGAUUUCAGUGUGGAAAUGCAUUAAAUUAUAAACAGCCCAAUAAUUAAUGUGCACUUUAUCCUGUUAAAUUCAACUGCAGUGGCUUUUUUUAACCAGUACGCCCAAGUUUGCUUGGGUGAAGGAGCUUUAUUUUAUGUGCUGAACAGACCCAUGGACCCAGGUGGUUAAAGGUUAGAAGUGAGAAAUGAGACACUGUCUGGUCUCACUAUGAUGCACUUGUAUUCAUUUUAUAUUAUUACUGUAUAUGAAAAAUGUUGUGGUACAAAAGUGUUUUUAAUUAUGACUGUGACUUGGAAAAACCCCAAUGUUGCAAAUUCUAUAUCAUAAAUCAGGAUUCAAUAAAU
Molecule: messenger RNA, 2204 nt
Organism: Archocentrus centrarchus (flier cichlid)
Lineage: Eukaryota; Metazoa; Chordata; Actinopteri; Cichliformes; Cichlidae
Gene: mcoln3b
Product: mucolipin TRP cation channel 3b
Exons: 14
Coding region: 169-1857 (562 amino acids)
Cellular component (GO): plasma membrane; lysosomal membrane
Molecular function (GO): NAADP-sensitive calcium-release channel activity
Source: RefSeq, a predicted model, not a curated record